Molecule: messenger RNA, 1590 nt
Organism: Fusarium keratoplasticum
Lineage: Eukaryota; Fungi; Ascomycota; Sordariomycetes; Hypocreales; Nectriaceae
Product: Zn(2)-C6 fungal-type domain-containing protein
Exons: 3
Coding region: 1-1590 (529 amino acids)
Biological process (GO): regulation of DNA-templated transcription; DNA-templated transcription
Cellular component (GO): nucleus
Molecular function (GO): DNA binding; DNA-binding transcription factor activity, RNA polymerase II-specific; zinc ion binding
Source: RefSeq, a predicted model, not a curated record
AUGAGACCUCUUUCGGCCUGCAAGGUCUGUCGGGACCGCCAGAAGAAGUGCAUUAGGCCGCGUCGUGGGACAACUUGCGUCUUCUGCACCAAACGAGGUCUCGCGUGUAAUGUUGCGCCAGACCCAAAGCCGGCUUUGCCACAAGGCUACGCUCCUUUAGCUGAUCCGAAAGGAGUUGCGCUUCAUGCCUCAUCCGCGGCAAUCCCUGAUCGCGCCUUGUCGAGGGAGCUGAUUGACCUCUUUUUCGUCCAUGUCCACUUUGCCUUUCCGACCAUGUUCCACAUGCCCUCCUUCAAAGCGGCUUUCCAUAGUGGCACCAUUCCCAGAGUUUUGUUCUUUGCCGUCAUUGGCCUCUCGGCUCGGUUUUCCGGUCAUGACAGUCUCAGGCAUAUUAACCCCUGGCACAGGGGCCGUCCGUAUGCUCAGGAAGCGGAGAAGUUACUCGACUUGCACGACACCUCAAUAGUAACGAUUCAAGCCUGCAUGCUGCUGGCUGCAAACUUUAUUGCGGAUGGCGAGUCCAUGACGGAGUGUGUUUACUAUACUAUUGCCUGUCGUAUGGCCAUGUUGCUUGAUCUUCCCAACCUGAAGGUUAACACGCGCAUCGAGCAAGAAGUCAACCGUCGAGUUUGGUGGUCACUGGUUACGACUGAUACUUGGAACAGCUCAUCUGUCUCUCUUCCGCGCGCUAUCCAGAUUCGCCAUGACGUUCCUUUACCAAUAAGCGAGCAGGACUUCAGAAAUCUUGAUGCUAAUGAACCCGCCGAGCAUGUCGCGUCACCAGCCACGCCCUCUUCUCCAGGCUCAUGGCCGUCCCACUCGUUGCUCGCACGUUUCAUCAGCCUCAAUACCCUUCUAUAUGAAGUGAAUCAGCUGAAUGCCAGAAUAGCUGCCGAGAAACUAUCUAGGGCACAUACUCACGAAGCAAUUAGUCAACUGGCGACGACGUUGGAUGCAUGGUUGACCGACUUACCUCCUCAGUUGAGAUAUACCGAAGAAAGCAUGGCGUUCUGGGGCAGCCAAGGGUCCGGACCUACCUUUGUCAAUAUGCACAUGAACUACCAUCACAUCGGGCAGCUACUCUUCUACUCAUCUCUAGGGGCGAGCUUAGAGAUGGGAAUUGAUAGCCCGAGUUACGAGCCAACUAUUUGCUUUGCCACAAGGUGUAAACAGCACGCUGCCGACCUCUGCGACCUCAUCUGGAGGGCCAAGCAGCGGCCCGAGACAGACAUUAUGCAUUCGCUCGUCGGCCACGACCUCGUCACAUCUUCAACAGUACAGAUACACACACUGCUAUUCAGCCUUGAUGACGAAGAAAUUGCAACGGCCAAGUCUAGACUGGAGCGGAACUUUGAGAUGAUUACUGAUUUGCACAAGUACUGGCCCAUCGUCUCGGUGACCAUCAGCAAGCUGCAAAAGUUUCACAAUGCUUGCCUCAGAUAUAAGGACGCGACCUUUCACCUCGACCGGUGGAUGUUGCAGUUCAUACUUGAGUUUUCACAACCAAUCCAGGAGAGGAGUGAGGACAUGUUGCAUCGCGGCGAUAAUGAAGAGGUCUUUGAUCAACUGAGGAACCUCAUUGACGUUUAG